AUGAAUACCGCAGCCGUCGCUGGCGGAUACUGGACCUUUGAAAACUACGGCCCCAUAACAACAACAUUCACCCCCGCGCCCAGCUGUACCGCGACAGAUAGACUCUCCCUAGCCCUGAUCGAUGACCAUGAGACCCAUGUCCAAUUCCAAGUCGCCUGUCCUACACCAACGAGCGACUGGGACUGUAUGCCGCCGGGCACGACCACGUCGGCAACUUGGUACGAUGAGAAAAAAUGGGUCGCUUCUGCCGGAUACUACUCGCCGGGAUUGUACUGUCCUUCCGGCUGGGAGACGAUUGGUAUGGCUGCGCGCGAUGGUGAGUCACUGAGUACUUCGGGAUUCUUGACUACCUCUGAGGAUAAGAUUCCGUCUUAUGAGGAGCCUGUGACACUAUUGGCGAGUUUGUUGGAGCCGAGUCAGACGAUAGCGCUUUGCUGUCCCAGCUCCAUGACGCCAAAUGGUCUCGGCCAAUGUAUCGCUCAAGUCCCAACCUACAAGCCCAGCGUCGGUUGCGAGGUCUACGUGGAUAGUGAUUACAGUUGGGAGAAGGUAACCUGGACACAUGUGUAUUCCGACAUCACGAAGACAGACACCUACGAUGUGCACUCAUUUGUGAGCGCUACUACGUCGACUUCGUCUACAUCCUUUCCUCGUGGAGCCGAGAGUGUGCUGACGGCUAUCUCUUUUGUUCCUAUGAUUACUAUGGUGCAUCAUCGGUCUGAUCUGGAGGCAGCUGGGGUUACGGUUGCGUCUACCAGUGCCAAAUCUACGGGGACUGAGGUUGGAACUGGCACCGCUAGCUCCGAGGCUACGGGGACUGCUUCUUCUACGUCGAAUGCCGCGUAUAGAUUCGGCAACAGAGCGCCUACCUUGGAUGGAUUUGGUGCGAUUAUGGGGGGUUUUACCCUUGCGGUGGCACUGUGCGUGACUAUGAUUAUCCUGUAA
Molecule: messenger RNA, 945 nt
Organism: Penicillium hordei
Lineage: Eukaryota; Fungi; Ascomycota; Eurotiomycetes; Eurotiales; Aspergillaceae
Exons: 2
Coding region: 1-945 (314 amino acids)
Source: RefSeq, a predicted model, not a curated record